AUGGGUACGCUCUCGUCCAAUCUCCGACGCGGCGGCUCCUCGACCCGUGACGCCAUAGCCCAGCGAUCCGGUCCCAUCUUCACCCAACCUCAAGCCAACAUGGCUGCCGCCGCCCAUGCGAGAAGCCAAGGAAUCGACAUGACGCGCGACGAGAGCGUCGAGUCGGCGCCAGACGACUACCCGUUGCCCGUAAUUUACCAGGAUGAGGAUCUUCGCUCCGUCAUCAAGAAGCUGUCAUUAUACUUUCGCUCCGUCAUCGAGCUCCCGAGCACCUUUGAGCAGCUCCGCACCACGCAUGCCGGCGCCUGCCUGAACGACCUGGCUAAGCACCUCGCCGAGACGUGCCAGAACCCGCUAAUCGUGAAUGCCCUGCUGCGUGAGCAGACGCUCGGCGAGUCCCGCGCCGCCGCCUGCGAGAUCGUCGCCUGGCGCUUCCUCGCCCUGCUGAACGACGCCGACGCCAUGCGCUUCUGCCUGCGCGAGAUUCCCGAUCCGCGCCGGCCAUCGCGCGAGGACCGCGGCAGUGGCGGUGGUGGAAGUCGCUGCUCCCCCCGCCCCGACGAUGAGGAGUCGUCUCUGCUGCUACCGCCGCCCGCGCCCGCACUCGCGCCGCGCCCCCGUACCGAGCCAAACGGCGACCACAGCCUCCACCACCGCCGGUAUGCCCAGGCGGGAAGCGCAUCGUCCCGCCGAUCCCUUCGGCCGAGCUCCUUUGCGCAUCUCGUAGUCGACGACGACGACGACGCCACCACCUGGGCGGACGGCGAGGCCGACCCGGCCGUCGCCUUCCGCUCGCUCAACGCGCUCGAGAUCGCCGUCGUCGCCAGCGCCAAGCGCUUCCUCGGCCGCCGCUCGGUGCAGCGCAUCGUCACCGGCAUCUGGCACGGCGACAUCGUCUUUUGGGACUCGCUCUCCGUGCGCGCCGCCAAGACGCCGCGCCUCUACGAUCCGCGCCGCGCCGCCUCCACCGACGCCUACUCUCGCCUGCGCGUCCCCAAGUACCUCAAGACGUUUGAGGCCUUCUUCUUCCUCAUCUUCCUCUACCUCUACUACACGGUGCUCAUCCGCCGCGUGACGGAGCGCAUCACCGCCGCCGAGGGCGUGCUGUGGGUGUGGAUCGCGGCGUUUUGCUACGACGAGUUUAGCGAGUGGCUCGACGCCGGCUCCGUCUUUUACGUGACCGACGUCUGGAACGUGUGCGACCUCAUUAUGAUGUUGUUGGGGUGCGUCUUUGCAGCGCUCAGAAUCACUGGUGUCGUGCAGGAUAGCGCGGCCAUCAACAACAUGGCCUUUGACAUUCUCGCACUCGAGGCCCUCUUUCUCGUGCCCCGAAUGUGCUCCAUCCUCUCCCUGAACCCCUCGUGGGGCAUCCUCAUCCCGUGCCUCAAAGAAAUGACCAUGGACUUUCUCAAGUUCAUGGUCAUCAUCCUCAUCAUCUACUGCGGCUUCCUCACUACCUUCUCCCUCCUCGGCCGCGACCACUUCUCGCUGAUGCGCAUGGCCGGCGUGCUCGGCAAGAUCUUCUUCGGUUCCAGCUACGUCGGCUUCGACAUCAUGCGCGACAUCGACCCCUACCUCGGCCCGCCCCUCAUGAUCGUCUUCAUCACCAUGUCCACCUUCCUGCUCAUGGGCUCGCUCGCGGGCCUGCUCGCUAACAGCUUCGCGCGCGUCAUGAGCGAGGCGCAUGCCGAGUACGUCUACGUGUACAGCGUCUACGUGCUCGAGGCCGCUACUAGCAACCGCCUCACCCACUUCUACCCGCCCUUCAACCUGCUCGCCCUGCUCGUCUUCCGCCCCUGGCGCCUCGUCCUCCGCGGCGACGACGACGCCCUCCGCGGCGGCCGCAUCUGGCUGCUCAAGGUCACCCAUGCGCCCAUCGUCGCCGUCAUCCGUCUCUACGAGGUGCUGGUGCCCCGCGGCGGCGCCGUUGACGGCCUGCCCCGGCUGGUAGGGUCCAUACUGGACGUGCCUGGCGGCGAUGGGCGGACGGAGUCGUGGAUCGACGUGGAUAGAACAGAUAGGGGACACAGACGUGCGCGACGCCGUCGGCCGGUGUCGCAGGAAAGAACGGCGGUUGAGCAAGACCUGGGAGGAGUGGAUCGUGUUGCGCUGGAAGUACAGAUUGGGGACCUGAGCAGGAAGUUGGACAAAUUGACUGAACUUGUUGUGGAGAUGAAGCGGAGAGAAGAGUUUCGCUAUGACAAGGACGAUAUUGAGUAA
This is a messenger RNA of Cordyceps fumosorosea ARSEF 2679, 2220 nucleotides long. RefSeq names its product Ion transport. NCBI's taxonomy places the organism in Eukaryota, Fungi, Ascomycota, Sordariomycetes, Hypocreales, Cordycipitaceae. The record is from RefSeq and is a predicted model, not a curated record. The transcript is spliced from 4 exons. The coding region runs from base 1 to 2220 and encodes 739 amino acids.